Messenger RNA from Paramuricea clavata, 630 nucleotides. The record is from the annotation of a GenBank genome assembly. Lineage: Eukaryota; Metazoa; Cnidaria; Anthozoa; Malacalcyonacea; Plexauridae.
AUGGAGAGCGGAUGUCUAGUUGCGAGCUCCGACAAUUUUGAGAAUGUUCUUCGAGAUUUAACAGUAAGCGAUAAAGGAAAGUUCAAAUGGAGCGGCACUUUCGAAAAUUUAGAAAUUAUGAUGAACAAUAUACUUGAGAAACAGACAGUAUGGAAUUCAUCCGGCGGAGAUUGCAAGAAGCUGGAGGUUGACGACCUAUGUGUGAGAUGGUAUAUGAAGAACAAAUCGUUGACUAUCAACGGAGAGGGAAGCGAAGAUCUAAAGUCGCAGUUGAAAGCAGCUGUAUGUGUGGCGGAAUCUGAUGCUGCAGCGAGUCAACAUCCCAAAGUUAGCGAGGUCGUGGAGAGUGACGACGAACCCGAAUGUGAGAGUGUAUUACUUAGUUAUACCCUUGGGAACCCUGCCACCCAAAGUCCUGCCGUUUCUGCAUCUGUUAUUGAACUAGUACAGAGUCUUGAAGAACGGCUGGAAUGUAAGCUUGAAAAGUUGGCAAGCCAAAUUGAAGAACUAAGCUCAGCAAGCUUACAGCAAUUAAACCAUGAACCGAACGAUGCAUUACAAUCAACCGAGUAUAGCGCUUUUCUAAAGAGCGAAAAUACUUCAUUAAAAAAAAAACAUGGUGCUCGCUGA